GAAGUUAGGUAAUCUAAUCGUAUCAGUAGGCCAUGCACACUCCCACAUAUAUAUCAUCAAGAUCAAACCCAGCUGCUCCAAUCUCUUUCUUACUCCGUGUGGGGUGGUCGAUCCUCGAACUCGAAAUGGCAAAGCUGCUUCCGAUUUGCAUCGUCCUCAUCCUCGGCGCCGUAGCUUCGACGUGCAAGGCCACCACUUACACGGUAGGGGACUCCUCCGGCUGGGAUAUUAGUACCGAUCUCAACACUUGGGCCAAGGACAAGACCUUCGCCGUUGGCGACGUUUUAUCGUUUCAGUACCAAUCGUCGGAGACCGUGGAAGAAGUGAGCAAAGAGAGCUACGACAACUGUAGCACAACCAACGCUCUCCAAACAUACUCGAACGGCAACACGUCCGUCCCGCUCACCAGAUCCGGCGCGUGGUACUUCAUUUCCGGUAACCGGUUAUAUUGCCUUGGAGGGAUGAAGCUCCAGGUCGACGUGGUGCAGGCCGCUUCGCCCGGCGGCGCACCGCAAGCGGCUCCCGGGCCGGGUGCUCUGACCAAACCCGGUUCAAAGAGCAACACCCCAUCUACUUCUUCUUCUUCAGAUGGGCUUGUCCAUGGUCGAAGUCAUAAGGUGGUCUCGGGUUUGAUAGGCCUUGUAGCCACUGUCCUGUGGGUGGCCCAUGUAUGAUUGUUUUAUCAUUUACGAAAUCAAAUACGUUCAUGUAUUCAGAGAAGUACUUGUUUGUCUUAUUUGAGGGUAUUGUUGUUUCUGUU
Molecule: messenger RNA, 760 nt
Organism: Rhodamnia argentea
Lineage: Eukaryota; Viridiplantae; Streptophyta; Magnoliopsida; Myrtales; Myrtaceae
Product: blue copper protein
Exons: 2
Coding region: 33-674 (213 amino acids)
Cellular component (GO): plasma membrane
Molecular function (GO): electron transfer activity
Source: RefSeq, a predicted model, not a curated record